Molecule: messenger RNA, 1132 nt
Organism: Papaver somniferum (opium poppy)
Lineage: Eukaryota; Viridiplantae; Streptophyta; Magnoliopsida; Ranunculales; Papaveraceae
Exons: 2
Coding region: 410-859 (149 amino acids)
Source: RefSeq, a predicted model, not a curated record
CUCCUUAAAUUUGUACCAUAAGAAACAGAGUUUGAUUAAACAGAGGAAAUUUAGACAAAUUUGAAGAUGAGAGAUAUCUUGAGAAUAAAGUCAAUUACUGAAUCAUAAUUAUAGAAAGUUUGUAGGGUUUGUUUGAGAUUUUUGAAUUUAAAGAUUAAGAUGUAUUUCAUGUGUGAAGUUCUUGAUGAAGAAGAAAAAGUUGAAGGUCAAUGGGAGAAAGAAAGAUAGCCGCUAAAAUACAAAAUUCAGAUUGAAAUUUGGUUGGGUUUUUGAAGAAUUUUAUCAUUGAUUCAAAAACUGAUCUGGGUUUGUGAAGAAUUUGAAUUUGAAGUAGUAGAUAUUCAAGAAUUUAGUCGCAAAAAAAAGUUUGAUAAGAAACAGAGGAUUUUACUGUAACAGAGCAUUGAAAAUGGAAGGGAUGUCAAUGGCGAUUACUGAUCAUGAAUCUCAGAUAUCAGGAGAACUAGAAUUUGAGUUCGUAAAAUGUAAUUGUUGUGGAAUGAAUGAAGAGUGUUCACAGGAAUACAUAGAAAAAAUUCGAGAAAGAUAUCAAGGGAAAUGGGUAUGUGGAUUAUGCAGUGAAGCAAUUGAUGAAGAGAUUAUCAAGAAACGUAUAUGUAUCCAAGAAGCUGUAAAUCGACAUGAAGAUUUCUAUAAGAAGUUUAGUUGCAGUAGUCCACCUACAAGUCCAAAUCUGGAUUUGAUUUUCGCCAUUAAACAACUUUGUAGAAAAACCUUGGAUUCUCCGAGAGGUUUACGAUCAACUCCGAGUAGUCCGAGUCGCCGGAGUAAUGAAGAUAUUGGUGUUGGGCAUCCACUUGCUCGGUCUGAGAGUUGUUUUUCUUCCCUUGGUAGAUAAAUAAUUCAGAAUCCCUUACCAUUUGCAUAGAGAAGAAAAGAAAAAAAAAAAAGAAUUGCUUCGAGAAGAAAAGAAAAGAAAAAAUGUUAGCUUUUGUAGUGUUUGAUUAGGGUUUUAAAACUCAUAUUUAGAUUGAUGUGAAUGCAUUUCAGCUUAUGGUGAUAUUUAGUUGUUUUAAUUCUACUUUCAAAUGUAAAUAGAUAUGGCUUGACGAAAUUAUGAUUGUUGUUCUUUUAAUUUUUAUGGGUGCAAAAAUGUUAGAAUGCAUGCACG